UCCUUUACCUUUAAUUGCACAUGUUAAUGAAAAUUUUCAUAUAAGAUUUAAGUAUAAUAAUAUGAAUUCUAAAUUAAGACCAUGGCGUAAUUCCAUGUUUUUAGAAAGGUAUAAAAGAGGCGUUUGCUAUGGGUCGAAUUGCCCACUGGGAGAAAAAAUUUUACAAACCAGGACAAUUAAUUAUGGCAACAGCUGAACAAUACAGUAGAUUUUUGCGCCGCAAGUUAUCGGAAGAUGACCUGAGGAGGUUAGACUACCCCAGGCCUGACCCCAACCGAAACGAGGGCGUGGUUAAACUGUAUGGCGAUCACUUUGGGUUUAAGAAAGGAAAAUGCAAAAGGUGCGAGAAACCGUUUGAUGUAACAUUUGCUAAUAGAACGCAGUGUGACUUCCAUACAGAGAGCGGUAGGAAGCAACACCCGCACGGUUGCUGUGGAAAAGGUCUUGGUUUAAGGGGCUGCCGUAUUGCACCGAGCCAUGUGUACAAAGGAAACUUGUACCUGGACCUUCAAGGAUAUAGAAGAACUCAACCUAGUGAACAUCCUGUUGAUGGUAACUAUGGCGUAUAUGCCUUAGAUACGGAAUCGGUUCAUACAGUGAGGGGUCUGGAAGUAUGCAAGGUGUCGGUAAUUGACCCGACACUUCAAGUGGUCUACAACGAGUUCUGUCAACCGACGUCAGAAAUAGUAGACUACAAUACGAUAUGGAGCGGUGUGAAUGAAGAGGAUCUACAAGAUGUUACAACAACGUAUGAAGAGAUGAGGGAUGAGAUGCUGGAACUGUUCUCUGCCGACACGAUAAUGAUUGGACACGGUCUUAACCAUGACCUCAUUUCAAUGAAGAUUAUACACGAGAAGAUUGUUGACACAGUUAUGCUGUAUCCACACGACAGUGGACUUCCUCUCCGAAAAUCCCUUAAGGAAAUUGCCAGAAGUGUCUUACAAUUGAGCAUUCAAGUUGGAGAGGGCCAUGACAGUAAAGAAGAUGCAGAGGCGACCAUGAAGCUUUCGUUGAAAAAUCUAGAACAGAAUGACGAGGAAACAUAGUUGUUUCAGAACUUAAAUCAUACAUACAUAUAUAUACAUGCACUAUUUUUGAAGCAAACUUUUUUUAUUUAUAAUUAAAUGAACUUAUUAAUUUAGAUGUCCUAAAAUCAAUAUAAAACUAUCAAGUCAAAACUUUCAGUAUGAAAUAAUGUAGUUUAAUUGGGACUGAUUAAGAAUAAAAAUACGUUAUCAUGAAAUAUUGAUAUUGAUACAUGUGCUUGUUAAAUAAAUAGAAUUUACUGAAACACAAAAAAGUUGUUUGAGCUUAAAUAGAUGUGUUUACUUUGUUCUAUAUGACCUUUCAAUCUAUACAAUCAUAGUUAAAACUGUACUAGAAACAUAAUGAUUUUAUAAAUGUUUUGUAUGCAGCAUAAUUUAAAAAUGAUUAAUGAACUACAAUAAAAGUGGUUAGUGACACUUAUUUGUUCUGUUCAUUUUCCAUCAUUUUGUUUAUGUCAUUAAAAUAUUAUUGACGAGUUUGUUUCGAACUUUGACCUCGAAUCUCCGGCACUUCACAACUACGAGUAUCAUCAUGUAAAGGAAAAUUGUGGAUUUUUAAAGUCAAAUGACAAGUCCGUUGUCCAAAGAGGUACGCGUUUGUGCCUGAGUUAAUGAAAUAAGUGAAAACUUGAUAUUUCACGCAU
This is a messenger RNA of Ruditapes philippinarum (Manila clam), 1690 nucleotides long. Its product is annotated as putative exonuclease GOR. The transcript is spliced from 9 exons. NCBI's taxonomy places the organism in Eukaryota, Metazoa, Mollusca, Bivalvia, Venerida, Veneridae. The coding region runs from base 129 to 1046 and encodes 305 amino acids. Gene Ontology annotation, cellular component: nucleus. Gene Ontology annotation, molecular function: exonuclease activity; nucleic acid binding. The record is from RefSeq and is a predicted model, not a curated record.